Molecule: messenger RNA, 4277 nt
Organism: Pelobates cultripes (western spadefoot toad)
Lineage: Eukaryota; Metazoa; Chordata; Amphibia; Anura; Pelobatidae
Source: the annotation of a GenBank genome assembly
AUGUCCAACAAUGAGAUCAUCACCAUUGAACAGAAUGACGUUACCCUUUACAGCUCUUUCCAAAGCCUGAAGAAUCAGUAAGUGGCUUUUCUACAUCUUCUUGCUAAUGCCCAUUUUACCGUGCACUUGACAUAGCAUCUCAGUAUCUUUUCUAUUUGUCUGAAAGUUAAAGAACUUGAAGGCUAUAAUAGUCACUGUAUUCGAAAUAUCUUUCACUGCCACCUAUAAACAAGUAACAAGCAUUAUCUUCUCAUUUUAGGAACAGCAAUUUGAAAACCCUUCUGGCCAUAGGUGGGUGGAGCUUUGGAACUGCACCGUAAGUACUGUAUGUAAUAAAUUAUAAAUUCUUAACAAAGAAAUUAGAAAUGUCUGGAUUAAAAUGUAAUCUUCUUGUUCCAUUACUUUACAGAUUCACUGCCAUGGUUUCCACUGCUCAAAACCGUCAGACAUUCAUCACCUCUGUGAUCAAAUUCCUGCGUAAAUAUGGAUUUGAUGGACUGGACUUCGAUUGGGAAUAUCCUGGCACCGGAGAAAGCCCUCCGAAGGACAAAGCACUCUUCACAACUCUGGUUAAGGUAAGCAAAGCUUAUUCUAGAAGUAUGCUAGAGAAAUCUAAACCAUUACAUUCCAGAGUUUUUAUACACACACAGUUUUUCCAACAUGAAAUUCCUCUACUAAAUAUUUUACAAUAUUCAAGGUUGAUAUCAAAAUGUAUUAUUUAAAGGGACACUAUAGUCACCAGAACAACUACAGCUUAUUGAAUUUGUUCUGGUGAGUAGAAUCAUUACCUUCAGGCAUUUUGCUGUAAACACGGUCUUUUCAGAGAAAAUGCAGUGUUUACAUUACAGCCUAGUGAUAACUUCACUGGCCACUCCUCAUGUGGCUGUUAGAGAUCCUUCCUGGGUCAUGGCUGCCUAAAAUGAAUCCAAACAUUCAGUAUCUCCUCCCUCUGCAUGCAGACACUGAACUUUCCUCAUAGAUAUUUAUUGAUUCAAUUCAUCUCUAUGAGGAGAUGCUGAUUGGCCAGGGCUGUGUUUGAAUUGUGCUGGUUCUGCCCCUGAUCUGCUGCUUUGUCAGUUUCAGCCAAUCCUAUAAGGAAUUACUGUGAUUGGAUCAGGCUACCACUUCUAAUGAUGUCAGCAGACUGCUUGUUUUUCUGAGGCAGACAGUGGCAGAGCCAGCAGCUUCAGGCUUGAAUACAGUAAGAUGUUUACUAUAUUUAUGGAGGCAUGAGGGGCUGGGGCUGGAUGGUGGUUUUAACACUAUAGGGUCAGGAAUACAUGUUUGUGUUCCUGACCCUAUAGUGAUCCUUUAAGGUUAAAAGGUUUGUGUGGCAACAUAUUAUAUUGUGUUUAUUGUUCCUAUACAGGAAACAAGAGCAGCUUUUGAGACUGAAGCUUCAAAAACCAACAGGCCAAGGCUCUUGGUGACCGCAGCUGUUGCUGGUGGCAUCUCUAACAUUCAAGCUGGUUAUGAAAUCCCUCAGCUUUCUCAGUAAGUUCAGUUAAAUCAGCUUUAUUGCCUUAGUGUUAAUAAAUGACUUUGUAGAAAUUUUAAAACACCUGGUGAACAGAGCAAUGGUACUUGUUGUCUAAAUCUAAAUUGAAGUAAUUUACUUUGUGUUUUCCUAUAAAAUGCAGUUAAUAAUAUUGUUAUGCAAUGCAAUAGGGCUCUGGAUUACAUCCAUGUUAUGACCUACGACUUGCAUGGUUCAUGGGAAAAAUACACUGGUGAAAACAGCCCAUUGUACUCUAACCCUUCUAUCACUGAACAGAGCGUUCAGUUGAAUGUUGUAAGUAUCCAUUAGCUUAAAAUACUUCUUGCGAUAUAUAAAAUAAUAUGGGAAUUGAGGUUAUUUAAUGAAAUGAAGAGGAAAGAGACAUGCUUGCUUUCUGUCUGUUCGCUGACAGGUCAUUACAUCUACCUAAAUGGGAUUGGGCUAACCAGGAUGAAUUAAUGGAUAUAUAGCCCCAAAAAUUAAAUUACGAGUAUUUAUAGGUUAUGGUUUGCAUCCAAAGAUUUUUUUAAAAUGCAUCCUGUCAAUGUUAGCUGUAGAAGUAUACUGUAUUAUACUAUAUGUGCUAGGUAUUAAAUCAGUGUGGCAUCAGGUUAAGUCUUAGUGAAUAUAGAGUCUACUGUUUACUCUGCCAUCACAAAUUCUCUCACUGUAGGAAUAUGUCAUAAACUAUUUUGCUGAAAAAUGGGGCACCUGCUUCUAAACUUAUAGUUGGUUUUCCAACCUAUGGACAAACUUUCACCCUAAGCAACCCAUCCAAUAAUGCCAUUGGAGCCCCUGCUUCAGGUGCUGGCUCAGCUGGUUCUUACACUGGGCAAUCUGGAUUUUUGGCAUACUAUGAGGUAUGUUUAAGAUCAAGCAUAUCAUGUUUUAGAACAAAUGCUUUAAAAAUAAUUACAUUUAAAACUUUUAGUUUAAACAUAGCAGCCUCGCUCAUAUAGCUAUCUAUCUACCUUUUUUAUACAUAGAUCUGCACUUUCCUGAACAAUGGAGCUACUAAAGAAUGGUCCUCUGCUGAAGGUGUGCCCUAUGCUUACCGAGGAAAAGAAUGGCUGGGAUACGACAAUGAGAAGAGCUUCACGCAAAAGGUAAUUUUAAGACGUUACAAUUUAAGCUAAAGUAACUCUCCCACAGGAUUCACACUAUUGUUUUUGAUAACAUUUAUUAACAGGCAAAAUGGCUAAUGCAGAAAAACUUGGGUGGUGCUAUGGUUUGGACUAUUGAUCUGGAUGAUUUCACAGGUACAUUCUGUAACCAGAACAAGUCUCCUCUGAUCAACACACUGAAGAGCAUUCUUGGAGUUCAGGCCUGUGGUAAGCUCACUUUUUCAUAUUUAUGCUGGGCACCUUGUAUAAAUUAUCCUUAAAGCUUACAUUCUCUCUCUUUGAAUUGUAAUACAGUAUUUAAUAUAACACCAUCAAUCAUUCCCAAAUAAACAGCAUUUAAAGGAAAAUUAGUUGUUGCAAAUUGUCUUUUUAAAUAUACUAUAGACCUAAAAGGAGCGUAAUAGAACUUGUACUGAAGUAUAUAUUGCUAUAUUUCUCAAUCCAAAGGCUACCUCCAAUAGGUAUAACAACAUUAUCAUUGACCAGAUAACUAGUUCUUCACUGGAUAAGAUAUCUGGAAUAUGUACAGUAUUGAGAUGAAUAUUUCACUAAUUAGUCCACUCCCUGUAAAAUAAUUUGCCAAGUAUACUAAGGAAUAUUAUAUAUACAGAAACAGAAUCUCUGUUAGCAUGUUGUUGAACUUAUACAGACAUGGUACUAUAAUUUGCCCUUUUUUCACAAUUCCACCUGGUUACUGUUCUAUCAUGUUGUCUGACCUCUUUGUUGGCUCUUAUUCCUAAAGAAGAGAGACAAUGCAAAUAGUUUUAAUAUUCUGUUUAUCAGAGUCAACCUACACACUUUUAUGAUAUUCUGUAGUAUGGCAUCCACUAAACCUAUCAUUGGCAGUGAGUGACUACAUUAGUGUUUGUCCCUUGCUGCUGUUGCAUAGAGAAAAUUGUGUCCUACUGGAUUCCUUUCUUGCAUUUGUAGGCUCUUUAAAAGUUUGAUGACCAUAUUUUUCAUCUUGUGUGGACUAUUGGCCACUGCUGGACCACAAAUAACUGGGUUUGCCAUUUGCAAAACCCAUGUAGUUCCAGAGCUCCGAAAGGCUUCUUUUAUUAGAAUUUUUUUUUAAAAAAAUUUACAUCCUAUAUUGAUCAGGCAAUUUACCAGCUGCAUCAGACUGUCUUUUUCAUGCUGAAAAGAUUUUGUGUUAAUCCACUUUUUAACUUGAAUAUCACACGCAUUAAAUGCCCAUGUCCACAUCUUGCAAAUUUAAUCAGAGGAAAGGGUAUAGAUUUGCUUACAGUCUUCCACUGUACAUUUUGUAUUUUUGAGCAAAAUGUUCAUUUAACACAGUCAACUGCUUGGAAAAAAAAAAUUGAAAGUGCUAAAAUUAACAGAACUGAUAUUUAUUAAUAGAUUGUAGAGCAAAUAAAUAUAUAUUUAUAUACUUAUUUUCCUUUUCUGCAGGUCGUAAUAGCCCAACUUCUUCAGUUGCCGCAGCCACCGAAAAACCUGCCAUCCCACCUGCUGCUCCAACCCCUGCCCGGUCCGGUGGCAGUGGGUUCUGUGCUGGCAAAGCAAAUGGACUGUAUCCUGUUGUUGAAAACAAAAAUGCUUUCUGGCAGUGCUCAAAUGGAAUCACCUACCAGCAAAACUGUCCAACUGGUCUUGUCUUUGACCCAAGCUGCCAAUGUUGUAACUGGGCAUGA